Messenger RNA from Trichomonas vaginalis G3, 1815 nucleotides. Its product is annotated as ABC transporter B family. NCBI's taxonomy places the organism in Eukaryota, Parabasalia, Trichomonadida, Trichomonadidae. Gene Ontology annotation, biological process: transmembrane transport. The transcript has a single exon. Gene Ontology annotation, molecular function: ATP hydrolysis activity; ATP binding; ABC-type transporter activity. Gene Ontology annotation, cellular component: membrane. The coding region runs from base 1 to 1815 and encodes 604 amino acids. The record is from RefSeq and is a predicted model, not a curated record.
AUGAACGAGGUUAGCAAAGAUCAAAUGGAACAAACAUCAGACACAAAUCCGUCUGAGAUCUCUGCUGGUAAAAAAGAGAAACCAGGGAUGAAGCAUUUCUUAAAAGUCCUUAAGUUCUAUCCAAAAAGAUGGGUUUAUUUUAUUGCAUUGCUUUUCAGUUUCAUUAAUGGAAUUGUUGCAAUUGUUUUUAAUGUUGUUAUUGGAAACAUUACAACAGAAUUAACCACAUCAAAUGAUUUUAUGAAAGCAAUCAAAAAGAAUAUUUAUACAUUUUUAAUAAUCAUGGGUAUAUUUGCUAUAUUAUGGCUUAUUGGCCAAUUAUGUGUUUCAUAUGCAGCUCCAGGUUUUCACAUCAAUGUAAGAAUUUUACUUUUAUCGAAACUCUUAUCAUUUGACAUUGAUUAUUUUGAUCAAAACCAAUCAGGAUCUCUUUUGGAUAGAAUUACUACUGAUAGCUCAUUGAUAUACUCUAUUUAUAUGGACCGACUUUGCGUUUUAACUAUAGAUUUAUCGCAAGCCCUUGCUGGAUUUGUCCUUUCAUUCAUAUAUUCAUGGAGAAUAUCUCUCAUUGCCUUAUUUGUCAUUCCUAUCUGCUUUGCUGCAUUUUUCCUAUGCGAAUAUUUUAUUGGAAAACUUUGGCAUGAUUAUAAUAAUGCCACGAAUGCAGCUAAUACAAAGGCCGAAGAAGUUAUUAAUUCAUUUAGGACUGUCAAAUCAUUUGAUAGAGAACUCACUGAAUCUGAGAAAUACGAGUCAUCUUUACAAAAAAUUCUUAAUGUUGUCAACAAAACUUCAGUUAUCACCGGUAUCAAAGAUGGAAUUCUGAAUUUAUUUGUGAACGUACUCACUGUUGUAUUUCUUUAUUUUUGCGUGUGGAUUAUCAAGAAUAAGCCAUCAUGGAACAUGAAGAGUGGAGACGUUAUGGUACUCAUGUCUUCCCUACUUUUUUCGAUCCAGGCGAUCUUUCAAGCUUUAAUUUUAUUUGAAGAUUUCAGGAAGGCAAAUGUUGCUUCACAAAGAUUGCUUGAAAUCUUAGAGCAUCAGCCAAAAAUAAAUCAGAAAGAAGGAGAGAAUCCAGAACUUAUUGUCAAAGGAAAGGUUGAAUUCAAAAAUGUUUCGUUCAGAUAUUUAUCAAAGGAUACAUAUGCAGUAAAGAAUCUUUCAUUCACAAUCAAUCCAGGCGAGACAGUAGCUUUUGUUGGAGAAAGUGGUUGUGGAAAAUCUACUACUUUGCAACUCCUUCAAAGAUUUUAUGAGAUUGAAAGUGGUGAAAUUCUUGUUGAUGAUAUCAAUAUCACAACAUGGUCACCACAUUACCUUCGAACACAAAUAUCUAUUGUUCCUCAAACUCCAGUCAUGUUCUCCAUGUCAAUUGAAGACAACAUCAAGUAUGCAGAUCCAGACAUUGAUAAGAAGAAUAUUUAUGAAGCUGCUAAAAUAGGAAAUGCUCAUAACUUCAUCAUAGGAUUGCCAUCGAGAUACAAUACAAUUGUUCAACAAACGAGCUUGAGUGGUGGCCCGAAACAAAGAAUUUGCAUUGCAAGAGCAGUUUUGCAAAAUAGUCCAAUCCUUCUUUUGGAUGAAGCAACUGCUGCCCUUGAUACAGAAAGUGAAAAACUUGUUCAACAGAGUCUUGAAGAAAUCCGCAAAGGUAAAACUGCAAUUAUUGUUGCACAUCGUCUUGCAACAGUAAUUAAUGCAGACAAGAUCUUUGUAUUCAAAGAUGGUCACAUUGUUGAAGCUGGUAAACAUGAAGAACUCCUGUCCAAAGGUGGAUAUUACGCAGAUCUUAUUAAAUACCAAUUACAACAAUAA